AUGAGUGGGACAUUUCCACCAACUAAGAGCCAAAAAGCACUCUUGUCCCCUACAGACGUAGCAGAACUUACAGCUGCAGCAGUCGCUGCAUUACCCAGUACGUUAUCACAAGCCAAUUUAUCACUCAAAAAGUCGACAUCCAGUGCUCAUCGUACAGAAAAUGGGGACAUUGUCCAUCAUCAUCAAGCCACCCAUUGUGGAGGAAAUGCGACACUUGUGACGUCGACAACUACAACAAUUCAUCACAUGGGAAGCUCUGGGGUGUCUCUUCCAACAGGAGUCACAACUUCGACUGCAGCUUUAACACCACAAUUUUCAUUGCAUUCUCAUGCUCAUCAUCAUCAUCAUCAUCAUCUUUCACAUGGAGCCAAUCUCUUGGCGAAUGGUAGUCUUAGUGGACUUGCAAGUGGAAAUCUAGGGAGAAAUGGACUCAAUGGAUCCAUGAUUACUGGAAAUUUGACUGCUUCAGCUACUUUUCAAGGUGAUCUGAAUCAGAUCGAUGCAGGAUUGAACUCGGAAGAUGCUGAUGUUCAACUGGAAGCGGCCAAGAAGUUGCGGGUGCUGUUAUCAUCGGAACGUGAUCUACUGAUUCGUCAGAUGCUAGAAAAGAACUGGACGCCACGACUUAUUAAGUGGCUACGACUGCGAGAUCGACCGACUCUUCAAGUGGAAGCGCUGUGGGCACUUACAAAUAUUGCAGCAGGAGCCACGGACAACACAUCGGUGCUGCUACAAAAUGGGGUGAUUCCGACACUCGUUUCGUUGUUGGACUCGUCCAAUGAAGAGGUGCUGGAGCAGUCCGUGUGGGUUCUUGGUAACUUGGCCGGUGAAGGGGCAGCAACGAGGGACCUCGUGCUGAGCGCUGGAGCGCUGAUGCCACUUGUGAACAAUCUGAAGAAGACCUCCUGGGAUCGUCUGUCGCUGCUUCGUAUCUUGACUUGGACUAUUAGUAACUUGUGUGAUGGCCAACCGCGGCCAGUGUUUGAUAUUGGCCUUAUCUUGCCGUAUCUGGCCAAAAUGCUAACGAGUACAGACACGGAAAUCUUGAGCCACGUAUGCUGGGCAUAUUCGCACUUGUGCGAUGGGCCUAGUACACACAUUCAGGCUGUAGUUGACUCGGACGUGUGCUUUCGGCUUGUUGAGCUUCUGAGCCACUCGUCUUGGCGAGUCACGAAACCAGCUCUGCGUGCAAUUGGAAACAUUGUAUGCGCUGAAGAUGACCACGACUACACGCAGCACAUAAUUGAGUGUGGUGCUGUGCCUUCGUUGCGGCGACUGAUUGCACAUUCGAAUCGCGAAAUUCAGAAAGAGGCUUGCUGGACUCUAUCAAACAUUGCAGCCGGCACAGUAGAUCAAAUCCAGUGCGUGCUUGACUCAGGAUGUAUCCCGUCCUUGAUGGGGCUGGCCGCGUCAGACACAACAGAUGCUGAAGUGAAGAGUGAAGCGUGCUGGGUAGUGCUUAAUGCUACAUCAUGCGGAUCGGAUAGUCAAAUUGAGUACCUCGUUCAUCAGGGCUGUAUUCAGAUCCUAGGCAAUCUCUUGGAGGAAACGAGUAUGGUAAUGAUGGCGCUGGAAGGUUUGGAACGCAUUCUUCAGGUUGGUGAGCUGGAGUCGAAGCGCACGGACUCCCCUAAUCCGUAUGCAAGUCUCAUGGCUUCUGCGAACAUAGAGACGCUGGUGUCACACAAGUCGGCUACAGUGGCGAAGCGUGCUUCGCGCAUCUGGCAGCAACACUUUGUCACGUGCGCUAUCUGUCUCGGCCCGUUUUCGAAACACUCGAAUGAUACUUUUUUCUGCGCAGAGUGCAAAUGCAACGUGUGCAAGAACUGCAACUGCACGGUCUUCCACCUGAAGUAUCAGGAGAGUCUUUGGAAGGAAGAAACGGAGAAGGAGGUGAAUGAAAAGCAGGCACGCCAGGCUUCGAAGCGUAGCAAGCGUCAAAAGAAGCGCCAGCGUACCAAGGAGCGCAAGGCAGCUUUGCUUCGUGGUCAAAAGACGACCCCAGGCAAUGGUAAGGGAUCAAAACAAAACCAACGGCAAAGGGGGCAACAGCAGGACGACUCGUCUUCAGAUGAGGCUUCGUCAACUAAGUCAGGAGGUGAAGGAGGAGGAGGUCGAUGUCGACGGCAGGAUGUAGACGACUUUGCCUCGGAUAACGGUUCAAAUGAAUCGAACGAGGAGGAAGAGAAUGGCGGUGCGGCCACCUUUCCCGACGAAGAAGAGGAACCUGCAACAGAAGAUGAAGUCAAGGUCGAUGUACUGGACGAAAUGGUCGAUGCAAACGACAAACUGGUGUCGUACUUGCUGGAGACGGGGUCUAUCAUGGCACUCGCCGAACGCUUGGACCUGGAAGAUGAUAGCUUGUGGAUUGUGGCGGAAAAGGAUAGAACUGCUAUUCACGCGUAA
This is a messenger RNA of Peronospora farinosa, 2406 nucleotides long. The record is from the annotation of a GenBank genome assembly. NCBI's taxonomy places the organism in Eukaryota, Oomycota, Peronosporomycetes, Peronosporales, Peronosporaceae.